AUGACGGAUGUACCGGAGCAUAUGAAGGACUUUGUCACUGCGAUGCAACAGGUCUACCAAUUUCCCAUGACUGUGGAUGACAAGCUCGACUGGAAACCGCCGCCGAUGAAGGAUGGCCAUCGCGGACGCUACCUAUGGACUGACGCAUUUGGCGUCCUCAACUUCAUCACACUUUUCAAGGAAACAAAACAACCACACUUCCUAGCUUUGGCUGCGAUACUCGUAGAAACAGUACACGACAUACUGGGUCGAACGAGAGACCUAUCUGCUCGGCUGCCAGGAGCUUCGGAUCAAUCUCCGCUUUCAGGUGGACUGCGGAUAGGCAAGAAUGAAGCCCUUGGAGCCGAUGGAGAUGGACAAUACCAUCAUUAUCUCACUUUGUGGAUGUUUGCGCUCAAUCGACUUUCCAUCGCGACAGGCCAGAUGAGUUACAACGAUCAAGCCUUAUCACUAGCGAAAGCAAUACAUCCUGCAUUCGUGUACCAGCGGGACGCUCUGCAUCCACGUGUAGUCUGGAAGAUGUCAAUGGACUUGUCUCGUCCUCAUAGCCGUGGUGAAGGUAAUUUAGAUCCGAUCAAUGGCCUCGUCACAUACCGUCUUCUUCAACAAACCAGCCGUAAUCCGAGAAUAUUACAGGGCGAAAUCGAGGACUAUCAAAAAGUUGUCGACACAAAAUGGAAAGCAUAUACCUCGUCAGAUACGCUGGAUCUCGGUAUGGCACUCUGGGCCGCGCACUGGUACUCUGAUCAAGAUGAAUGGUCGAAAGGACUUGCAGAUGCUGCUUUGCGUGAUAUGCGGGUAGUUUUCCAUGAAACACAUUACCUAGACGUGCCAAUUGCUCAAAGGCUCGCCUUCAGAGAAUUUGGAACCUGUCUCGGCAUUGGCGUAUAUCCAACGCAUGAUCUGAAACCUAUUGCUGGUCAAAUAGUUGCAGAUUGGAAAAAAGCAGAUAGAGUGCCUGUCCCGACCAGCAAUGCUGGUUUAGAAUCUCUCGAGCCAAUCGAUCUUGUUAUGUAUGCUGCUGCAUCAUGUCCAGGAGCUUUCCAAAGAGAUUAUCUGAAUUAA
Messenger RNA from Aureobasidium melanogenum CBS 110374, 1065 nucleotides. RefSeq lists its product as uncharacterized. The record is from RefSeq and is a predicted model, not a curated record. Lineage: Eukaryota; Fungi; Ascomycota; Dothideomycetes; Dothideales; Saccotheciaceae. The coding region runs from base 1 to 1065 and encodes 354 amino acids. The transcript has 3 exons.